CACGCGGUGCCUAUUUAGGGGCGCGGGCCAGCGGGAAAGCCACCGUGUGAUGAGCAGCUCCCGAGCGGCCGCACGGUGCCGGUGCCGGAGGGGAACAUGCCGCAGUGCGACACGGGCUCGCUGGCGCGGGACGGCACGCGGGGACCGGUCAGCUCCGCGGCGGCAUCCGGAGCCCUCCCGAAGCGGGUGAAGGUGGUGGAGGUGGGGCCGCGCGAUGGGCUCCAGAACGAGAAGAACGUUGUUCCGACACCGGUGAAAAUCAGUUUAAUCAACAUGUUGGGCGAGACGGGGCUCCAGGUCAUAGAGGCAACCAGCUUUGUGUCCCCCAAGUGGGUUCCUCAGAUGGCUGACCAUACCGAAGUCAUGCAAGGAAUCACCCAGCUGCCUGGUGUGAGUUACCCUGUGCUCACCCCGAACCUGAAGGGAUUCCAGGCUGCGGUGGCAGCGGGAGCCAAAGAAGUGUCCAUCUUUGGGGCAGCAUCUGAGCUCUUCACCAAGAAGAACAUCAACUGCUCCAUAGAUGAGAGUCUGGAGCGGUUCAGUGAAGUGAUGGCAGCAGCGAGAGCAGCCAACAUUCCUGUCCGUGGAUACGUUUCCUGUGUCCUUGGCUGUCCCUACGAGGGGAAGAUUUCUGCAGCUAAAGUUGCAGAGGUCUCGAAGAAGAUGUACUCCAUGGGAUGCUAUGAGAUUUCCCUCGGUGACACCAUUGGCAUUGGGACCCCGGGGAGCAUGAAGGAGAUGCUGACAGCUGUCAUGAAGGAGGUGCCAGUUGGGGCUCUGGCUGUUCACUGCCACGAUACCUACGGGCAGGCUCUUGCCAACAUCUUGGUAGCACUUCAGAUGGGUGUGAGCGUGGUUGAUGCUUCCGUUGCUGGCCUUGGAGGCUGCCCCUAUGCCCAAGGAGCAUCGGGAAACGUUGCCACGGAGGACUUGGUGUACAUGCUGCACGGGCUGGGCAUCCACACGGGUGUGGAUCUGCAGAAGCUGAUGGAUGCGGGCACGUUUAUUUGCAAUGCUCUCAACAGACGAACCAAUUCCAAAGUGUCCCAGGCCUCUUGCAGACUGUGAUACCAAAUGGAGUUUCUCCUUGGACCAAGAAGAAAGCAAGGAUCCAGGCUGGCUGGGUUUCCCCUCUGAUCAUGGGUGCCCUUUCCAGACUCAGUGCUUGGGAGGAAAUGCGUAAUCCACCAGAAUCAGUGACGAAAUGAGAAGAAACAAACCCCAGGACUACUGUGUGCAACCUUGAUGCCAUCAGCCAUCUGCCUUAGGGAAGGGAGGAUGCGGUGGGCUGAGGGAGCCACAACCCGUGCCUGGGAGCUGUGGUCUCCAGCACCAGCUCAGAACAGGGUCUGGUGACUUCUGCCUUGAGAGUGUGUUGCCGUCAUGCUACCAGCAGGGGAUAAAGCACAGCUUUUGCCAUUAGAGCCGGUCUCCAGGUCAGGCUCGACCUCUCUUCCCUUCUCUCUCCUCACUACAGAUGCUAAGGCUGAAACCAAAGGACUCCCCUUCCUCAUUCAGGUGCCAGGGGCAGCCUUGGACCUUCUGCCUUAGUGUUUAGGGGCUGUCGUAAUGGGCUGUAUCUGUUGUAAGGUACUUCUAACUACCGGGAGUAAUGAACACCUUAUUUAAUAUUCUAAACUGUUAGAAAUUGAGUAGAAUUAAAUGAGCUAAGGAGCUUU
Molecule: messenger RNA, 1679 nt
Organism: Pezoporus flaviventris
Lineage: Eukaryota; Metazoa; Chordata; Aves; Psittaciformes; Psittacidae
Gene: HMGCL
Product: 3-hydroxy-3-methylglutaryl-CoA lyase
Exons: 9
Coding region: 97-1068 (323 amino acids)
Biological process (GO): L-leucine catabolic process; ketone body biosynthetic process
Molecular function (GO): hydroxymethylglutaryl-CoA lyase activity
Source: RefSeq, a predicted model, not a curated record